UUCAAGAAAUCUAAUCCCCAGAAAACCCCACUCUUAUAAACCAUUUUAUUUGCCCAAAAUCUCCAUGCACAUCUAACAAAACCCACUCUCCACCCAAAAACACAUCAAAAUCUUCAUAAUCAUGCCAUUUAUUGGGGUUCAGCUCCACACUCAAGACACCCAUGUGAUGAUAGAUAAUGGCUUACUCCAACUGACAUUAUUGAACCCUGACGGGAUCGUGACCGGCAUUCGAUAUAACGGCAUCGAUAAUUUACUAGAAGUUCUAAAUGGUGAAGACAAUCGAGGGUAUUGGGACCUUGUUUGGAACUCACCAGGAACUCCUGGUACUACUGGCUCCUUUGACGUGAUUAAAGGAACAAGUUUCAAAGUAAUAGUGGAAAAUGAGGAUCAAGUUGAGGUUUCUUUCACAAGAACUUGGGAUAGUUCCCAAGAGGGCAAGCUUGUUCCUUUGAAUAUUGACAAAAGGUUCAUAGUGUUGCGUGGUUGCUCAGGCUUUUACACUUAUGCCAUUUAUGAGCACUUAAAAGAUUGGCCUGGUUUUAACCUUGCUGAAACCAGAAUCGCAUUCAAGCUCAGAAAAGACAAGUUUCACUACAUGGCCAUGGCAGACAAUAGGCAAAGGUACAUGCCAUUGCCUGAUGACCGUUUAUCAGGAAGAGGUCAAGCCCUGGCUUACCCAGAAGCUGUUCUCCUCGUUAAUCCAGUGGAGCCCGACUUCAAAGGAGAGGUGGAUGACAAGUACCAAUAUUCAUGUGAUAACAAAGACAGCCAAGUCCAUGGCUGGAUCUGCACCACCGACCAACCGGCAGUAGGGUUCUGGAUGGUCACACCCAGCAACGAGUUCCGGUCCGGUGGUCCAGUCAAACAGAACCUAACCUCUCAUGUUGGUCCUACAACCCUUGCUGUGUUUCUGAGUGCUCAUUAUACCGGGGAAGAUUUGGUGCCGAAAUUCAGUGCCGGUGAGGCCUGGAAGAAAGUGUUCGGCCCUGUUUUUAUCUAUCUUAAUUGUACAAUGGACGGAGAUGAGCCGCUUUCGCUUUGGGAGGAUGCUAAACAACAGAUGAUAAUUGAAGUUCAAAGCUGGCCUUAUACAUUUCCAGCCUCAGAUGAUUUCCCUAAAUCCAACCAACGUGGAAAUGUCAACGGUAGGCUUCUUGUCAAUGACAGAUAUGCUAGUGAUGACAACAUACCAGCCAAUGGAGCUUACAUAGGAUUGGUUCCACCAGGCAAUGUUGGGUCUUGGCAAAGAGAAUGCAAGGACUAUCAAUUUUGGACCAAGACAGACAUAAAUGGCUAUUUUUUGAUCAAUGACAUAAGACCUGGUGAUUAUAACCUUUAUGCAUGGGUUCCUGGCUUUAUUGGAGAUUAUCAAUAUAGUGCUGCCAUUACCAUAACUCCAGGUAGUGAAAUUGAGGUCGGCGAUCUGGUAUACAAACCUCCACGAAACGGGCCGACGUUGUGGGAAAUAGGAAUUCCUGAUCGUUCUGCUGCGGAAUUUUAUGUCCCGGAUCCUAACCCUAAGUACAUCAACAAAGUUUAUGUCAACCAUCCUGAUAGGUUUAGACAGUAUGGACUUUGGGAAAGAUAUGCAGAACUGUAUCCCAAUGAAGAUUUAGUUUACACAGUUGGCACUAGUGACUAUAAAAAAGACUGGUUCUUUGCCCAAGUAACCAGGAAAAUUGAUACUAACAAGUAUCAAGGAACCACAUGGCAAAUUAGAUUCAAACUUGACAAUGUAGAUCAGGGUAGUUCAUAUAAAUUAAGAGUGGCGAUUGCUUCUGCAACUUUUUCCGAAUUGCAGGUUCAAAUCAAUGAUCCGAAAACUAAUCCUUUGUUUUCGAGCGGGCUAAUCGGGAGGGAUAACUCGAUAGCAAGGCAUGGAAUUCAUGGACUCUACUGGCUUUACAAUGUAGAUGUACCUGGAAAAUUGUUGGUUCAAGGUGACAACACUAUCUUCCUUACGCAACCGCGAAGUAGUAGUCCUUUUCAAGGUAUCAUGUACGAUUACAUUCGACUCGAAGGUCCCUCAAAAUUAAGUUCUAAUGAAGAAUAUAUGUCGAGUACAUUGUAAUUAGAGAUGAAAUUGGAUAAUGUUUGUUUAUUUGAAUGGAUCAAUGCUAUAUGUUUUUAAGUAUUUGCAUACUUUACCAGUGUAAUAGAUAUUGUUUCGGUUGCUUUACGAAAA
Molecule: messenger RNA, 2185 nt
Organism: Gossypium raimondii (Peruvian cotton)
Lineage: Eukaryota; Viridiplantae; Streptophyta; Magnoliopsida; Malvales; Malvaceae
Product: probable rhamnogalacturonate lyase B
Exons: 15
Coding region: 122-2071 (649 amino acids)
Biological process (GO): carbohydrate metabolic process
Molecular function (GO): carbohydrate binding; catalytic activity
Source: RefSeq, a predicted model, not a curated record